Pieris brassicae (large cabbage white) is the source of this 3187-nucleotide messenger RNA. RefSeq lists its product as uncharacterized. Bases 293 to 3187 code for a protein of 964 amino acids. Gene Ontology annotation, cellular component: CCR4-NOT complex. The record is from RefSeq and is a predicted model, not a curated record. Gene Ontology annotation, biological process: protein ubiquitination. Lineage: Eukaryota; Metazoa; Arthropoda; Insecta; Lepidoptera; Pieridae. Gene Ontology annotation, molecular function: RNA binding; ubiquitin-protein transferase activity; metal ion binding. The transcript is spliced from 18 exons.
AUGGAAUCACAGAACGGAAUCUUCUAAAAGAUUAGGCCAUUUCAUAAAACAAAUGUAUAGUAACUCGCAGAAAAUAAUAUAUUCGGGGCAGUUAUAUUUAUUUCAGCUUCGCUAUUUUCUUUAAAUUGAAUCGUGAACCGUAUAAUAGGUCCAUUCGAAAGGAUUCAUCUGCGACAUUAGCGGAAGGGUUAGCAGUCUUGAUUCUACAACAGAAAAAAGAUUUGCAAUAAGAGGAGACGUAAGUUGUUUGUAUUUGCUGUGAAGUACAGAACAUUAACCUGUUGGGGCGAGGAUGUCAGUGCUGAAUCAGAGUGGUGAAGAACAGGUGGAAUGUCCCCUGUGUAUGGAACCCUUGGAGGUGGACGAUCUCCACUUCUACCCGUGCACAUGUGGAUACCAAAUAUGCCGGUUUUGUUGGAACCGAAUCCGGGAGGGCGAAAAUGGUCUAUGCCCGGCGUGUCGGAAAGCAUAUCCGGAGAAUCCUGCAGACUUCACACCACUCAGCCAAGAGCAGGUUGCUGCCAUAAAGACGGAGAAGAAGGCCCGCGAGCAAAAACGUCGGAACAAGACGCUGGAGUCGCGGCGCGCACUCGCCAACGUACGGGUCGUGCAGAACAAUCUCGUGUUUGUGGUCGGUUUACCUGUGCGGCUCGCGGACCCCGAGAUCCUCAAACGGCAAGAGUACUUUGGCAAAUAUGGGAAAAUUCACAAAGUAGUUAUAAAUCAAAGUCCAGCGUAUGCGGGGUCACAGGUAUAUGUUAGUCCGUCGGCGUCGGCGUACGUGACGUACGUGUUGUCGGCCGACGCGUUGCGAGCGAUCCAGGGCGUCAACAACGUGACACUGGACGGGCGCGUGCUCAAGGGCUCGCUCGGCACCACCAAGUACUGCGCCAACUUCAUGAAGAACCAGCCGUGUCCCAAGCCGGACUGCAUGUAUCUGCACGAGCUAGGUGAUCCAAAGGCAUCGUUCACGAAGGAGGAAAUGCACGCAGGCCUACACCAAGUGUACGAGCGGAAGCUUCAUCAGCAGCUGCUCAACGCCACCAGGGACAGGCCUGAAGAUAGACAGCUAGGUAAUUCUAGUACGAAUGCAGACAAAGCCAGUACAAAAGAUGGUAAUCAAUCAAACUUCAUACCGACAACAGAGGUCACAACGUCUCAAAUUAAUUCAGUCAGUACAUCUAAAUCGAAAAAGGAUUCUAACGGUAGUAAUAGUGGUAGCAGCAGUAGUAGUUCGGGUAGCAACGGGUCAGUGAAUGGAAAGGAGGCGUGGCCUAGCCUGGGAUCCUCUCCACCAACUGACAGCCCCGCCCGUAAACAAUCCAGCCCCGGACCACAUCAGACAAAUAAAUCACAAGAAAACGGCACCUCAGAAUGUUCCAGUCCAACGAUAUAUACCCAGAUCAAAAAUAACAAAGAAAAUACAGAAAAGGGCAAUAGGAAUAAAGACAGCAAUACAAACGGCCAGACUAAGAAGAGCAAAUCAGAUAAAUCAAAACAAAAUAAUAGUAUUAGUGAAACAAGCGAACAAAGUUCGAUAGAUAAGACAGAGCAAGAGAUACACACUUCAGUAUUCGAGAACGAGACACAAUAUUUAACAAAUGAACUAGAUGAAUUGGAAUCGGACCGACACAGUCUUUUAGAGAACCACGACUUAUUGGAUAACAGUGACCACAGCUUGCUCGAAGAUGACACUCACAGUUUGUUGAACGAUGCGAAUAGUGAAGUACUCAUGAUGCAAAGGCAUAGAGAAAUGCUGGCCGGCCUCGUCGAUAAUGGAAUGCCAAUCAAGAGCCCCAUCAAUGGAUACGGGUUGAUAGACAGGGAUAUGUACCUCACUAGCGAUAGACAUAGUCAAAUUAGCCAAGGUCUUAUGGAAAAGGAAUUGUUGAUGAGAGAAAGGAACUGUAGUAUGCUGUUGAGACAGAAUGAAUUAUUGUCUAGGCAACACAGUGUUAUGGACCCUAAACAUUUUAUGCCCACUUCUAGUAUAGGAUUGGAGUCGGCUAGUGAAUUAUUAGGUGCUAAUUAUCAUCAAAACCCAAAUAUGCUUCCACCAUUUGGAAUGAGAGUAGAAAAUUCUUUACAAUCAAACGCACUUGGCAAUCCAGUUAACUCUAUAUCAAUGAACUUAGGAAAUAAUAUGUCAACGUUAGGAAACGCUAUGGGGGUAAACUCAAUUAACUCAAAUAUGGUAAACGCAAUGGGGGCAAACACAUUAGGCGGAAAUCCUUUAGGGACAAACACAUUAGGUGGAAAUCCAAUGGGGGCAAGUCAACUCAACUCAAUGGGGGUAAAUUCAUUAGGAGCAAAUUCUAUGGCGUCAAACACAUUAGGAAAUUCAUUGGGAGCUAACUCAUUAGGAUCAAAUCUAAUGGCAAACUCUAUGGGUAGUCACAUGGGUGGAUUUAUGCUUCACAAUCAACAGUUACAAAUGAACCAACACAUGCCGAGCGGACUUGUCAACGGAUUUGAUUCACCACAAAGUGUUAGCGAGGGCAGAUACCAAGCAGACAACAUGGAGAAGUUCUUCACGGACUUCAACAAGGCGCAGCAGAUGAGGGUAACAAGGCCUGGAGCACACCUCGAGAGGCCCAGAUACCCGCACAACAUGCUCAGUGCUGAACGGCUGGAGAUGGAACACAAGCAAAGAAUGAACAACUUCCGUGGCAGCGAGAACUCAGGUCGCGCGGCAGGUGAUGGUGAUGACGAUCUGGACUUCGACCCCUUCAAAGAGACACAGAAAGCUUUAGCAGAGAUGAUGGAGUCAGAAAUGAUGCUGAAUAAUAUAUCUAGCGGUGACAACAUGGAUCUAGUUCGUCGCACACGCAUGCCGCCCCCUGGUUUCAGUCACGUCAACGUCUAUGGAAGACACCCCUCGCAACAACAAGGGUUCAACAACAGCGCAGUAUACUCAGACUGGACCCAAAUGGACCCCGCAAUAGUGUCAACUUCCGUCAACUUUGGUAAAAGUCAGGCUCCCGAUCAGACAGAAAUUUUCGCACGGUUCAAUCAUCUCACCGUACAACCUAAUGGCAUUAAUAAGAUACAGGUCCCAGCCAUGAUGCAACAGUGGUCUGGAGCGCCCAAGACGGCGUGGGGCGCUUACAACGGCAUCCCAAUGCCCCCGGGCUUCGCCCCUCCCAAGCCCUCGCAGCACCCGGCCGAGUGCAUCGACGCCAAGUAA